AUGAGGCGACCAUAUGUUGAGAAUAAACAGCUCGACCGGCCACAGGCUUUAGCUGGGCCGGUUGCAACAAUGGUGGUGCAAUUGCCACGACGAAAAGUUGUGGCGGUUUAA
Messenger RNA from Thelazia callipaeda (thelaziosis nematode), 111 nucleotides. NCBI's taxonomy places the organism in Eukaryota, Metazoa, Nematoda, Chromadorea, Rhabditida, Thelaziidae. The record is from the annotation of a GenBank genome assembly.